This is a messenger RNA of Colias croceus (clouded yellow), 327 nucleotides long. Its product is annotated as protein I'm not dead yet-like. Gene Ontology annotation, biological process: citrate transport; monoatomic anion transmembrane transport. The record is from RefSeq and is a predicted model, not a curated record. NCBI's taxonomy places the organism in Eukaryota, Metazoa, Arthropoda, Insecta, Lepidoptera, Pieridae. The transcript is spliced from 3 exons. Gene Ontology annotation, molecular function: citrate transmembrane transporter activity; succinate transmembrane transporter activity. The coding region runs from base 31 to 327 and encodes 98 amino acids.
GUGAGCAGUUCAUGCUUGGUGUACUGCAUAAUGCCGCAUAUAGCUAGAGUGAGCAUAACACUAAAAAUAAAUCCCCACUACUUGAUGUCAAGUGCGGUGUUGGCUAGUUGCCUCCCAUUUCAUUUGAUUACGGGAACUCCUGCCAACGCGCUGGUUGCAGCGUAUGGUAACAUUCCUCGUAAGAAAAUGAUGCUGGCGGGCACUGGUCUUUCAAUCAUCGGGAUUCUAGUGGUGUGGUUCACAGUCACCGUAUGGUCCAGAGCUAUUUGGCAUGAUAUAAACAUUUACCCAGAAUGGGCGAAUAUUCAUCAAUUUAUAAAGAAAUAA